Messenger RNA from Pelobates cultripes (western spadefoot toad), 480 nucleotides. Lineage: Eukaryota; Metazoa; Chordata; Amphibia; Anura; Pelobatidae. The record is from the annotation of a GenBank genome assembly.
AUGUGUAUUAAAGGUUUUAAAAAGUGGGGUCCAGGUGGAGAUCCAAAAUGGGAUAAAAAGUAUAUGCAUAAUGCAGCUACAGGAUGGUUAAAGUGUGCUCAGUUAUGGUUUGUUCCUGAUCAGACUACAAAGUAUGUUCAGGCCUCUGCAGCACCUCCUGCUUAUAUGCCUUCUGUUGUACCAUUAUAUCCCAGUUUGGAUGAAUUAAAAAAUGAUUUUUCUGAUGAUGAUACUGAUGAAAUUUUAAUGACGAUUGGUAGAGGGAAAAGGCAUGUUGGACAGAUGGUUGUGAAUCCUUCUGCAAUGGUGAGAUCCACUGCAGAAAGUGUUGAUGUUGGUAAGAAAGAUGAAAAAGUAACUAAAAAGUCUGUGGAUGUUGGUGCAGAGAAUAAGAAUGUUGAUAAAAGUAAGUCUGUUCUACCUGUGACACUGGAACAGAACAAUCUAAGAAUGCUGACCCGUGCUCCGUGCUAUAUCUAG